AUGGCGAUGGCGUCGCCUUUGGGCAGCGGCAGCUCUGUGAGUCGCCGUAGUUCCAGCGACAGUGUGACCAGCAGCGCCUCGUCGCCCACUUCGGGCAGCCACUUCGCCAUAGUGGACAAGAAGCGAAAGCUCGCGACGGUUGGCACGCAUCAGGCCACGCUGGAGGCCACACGCAAGCGCCGCAGUAUUCUCAACGACGACAUGGAGGACGAGGACAUGGAGGACGCAGUCUGGGCUGUACGCACGCCCAGCAAGCAAAUGAGCAUCGCCAACCUCAUCAGUUCACCACCCACGCCCACUACCAGCGACGACAGCUUCUGGGCAGCCACCUCGGCAUUAGCAGACGUGACCAUCAAGCCCGAGAAGCUUGAAUUGGACGUGGAGAUGGCGCAGGAAACUCACAAGCCGCCAGCUUCGUCCUCGAACAUUCCGGCAGCGUUCCUGGCCACGCAAGCUUUUGCAAGUCCGAGAGACUUUUUUGUCGCGCCCGUGGUAGCUGGCACAGGUACCGGGACGACCAAUGCAGCGACGGAGAAGGCUCAUGUGGUCUGCACGCUGUGCCAAGUGACUAUGGGCAACAGGGUCUACAGUCUCAAGCGGCAUUUGUUUCGCCACCAUCCACAGGUCUUCCGUGUUGACAGUCCCGUCAAGAAGGAGUCGCCACUGUCUAUGAAGAACCAGGCCAUGAAAAACGACCCGGAGAUUGCAAGUUGGAGGGCUAAUGACCAGCAAGUGGUGCAUCUUAAAGACAAUUAUGGACCUUUGAAGCGCUGCAAGAUGUCGGAUAAUGCGGAUAAUCCGGCGGAAUCUAAGCAUAACGACGCCUUUGUGGGCUGGCUGCGCUCCGAUGUGAUCCCUAUGAAGGCUCUGCAGAGUGAACUGUUCCGAGAGUUUUUGUCGCUCGUGAAUCCCAAGUUUAAAAUGCCACAGGUGGUCGUGCAACCGCAACAGCUACACAAGCUCUCAAAUCUCGGGAAAGGAGAUAACGCGACAACCAGUCGUUCCAUUGGCAUGACUGCCGUAGGGUAUGCCACAGAGCCACGCUAUAUGAAGGGUCUGUGUCUGCAAGGCAACGGGCUAGCGCCGCAGUUGAUCACUGACCUCCUUGUCCCAACUCCGGCGCCCCAUGAAGCGCUGAUCGAGGUGUUACGGGCAGGUAUUUGCGGGACAGAUCUACAGAUGAUCAAUAAUUACAAACCGGGCUUCAAAGGUGCGCUAGGCCACGAGUUCGUGGGCAUUGUGCGCAAACUUGGCGACCAGUUCGUAAACGACGAACAGACUCAACGGAUAUGGCUCGGCAAGCGUGUUGUAGGGGAGAUCAACAUUCCUUGCGACGCGUCCAACUGCGCCACUUGCGCUCGAUGUAGUCUAAAGCGCAACCACAGCGGUGACGCAUUGUCUCGAGAGGAAAUUAUGCGGCGCAAUCAUUGCCCGAACAGAUCGUGUUUAGGCAUUGUGAGGAAAGAUGGCGCCUUCGCUGAGUACAUUACGCUGCCACUUGCGAACUUAUUUGAGGUACCCGACGGAGUGACGGACUCGCACGCUGUCUUUGCCGAGCCGCUUGCAGCAGCGUGUCGAAUCCUGGAGCAACAGGUUAUUCAGCCAACCGACAACGUUGUGGUGCUUGGAGAUGGCAAACUCGGGCUUAUGGUGGCAGAGGUUUUGCAUGCAACUGGAGUUGCGAAGGCCAUCACUCUCGUGGGAAAGCACCGCGAAAAAUUGGCGUUAGCGAAACAUUUUGUCAACACAGUCUACACAUUGAGCAGUGGCGAAGAGGCCGAGAUGGCAACAUUGGCAGAUCGCAUGGCCAACGAAAUGGCUCCAUUCGAUGUGUGCGUCGAGAGCACUGGAACUCCCGGCGGCAUCGCGCUGGCAAUAAGACUGGUGCGGGAACGCGGCACUGUUGUUAUGAAGUCGACAUGCUCAACGAAGCGGUCGACGGUGGACGUUAGGGCGGCUCAAAGCAAGCGACUACGAGUCGUGGGAUCCCGAUGUGGACCCAUUCCGUGGGCGCUGCGACUACUACGUGACCGCAAGAUCGACGUGCAGAAAUAUAUUCAUGGCGUGUACCCGCUGGAGCGAGCCGAGGCAGCAUUGGCUCACGCAGCGCAGCGAGGUACACUUAAAAUCCAACUCGUUAUCAGGUGA
Molecule: messenger RNA, 2148 nt
Organism: Phytophthora nicotianae INRA-310
Lineage: Eukaryota; Oomycota; Peronosporomycetes; Peronosporales; Peronosporaceae
Exons: 1
Coding region: 1-2148 (715 amino acids)
Source: RefSeq, a predicted model, not a curated record